This is a messenger RNA of Mesoplodon densirostris (Blainville's beaked whale), 4129 nucleotides long. Its product is annotated as zinc finger protein 569. The coding region runs from base 619 to 2727 and encodes 702 amino acids. The transcript has 6 exons. Gene Ontology annotation, biological process: regulation of DNA-templated transcription. The record is from RefSeq and is a predicted model, not a curated record. Lineage: Eukaryota; Metazoa; Chordata; Mammalia; Artiodactyla; Ziphiidae.
UAGAACCCAAAGAUCCAGACAACUGUAAGGAGGAGGCGACUUUUCGCAGAAAAUAGAUUUGGGCCGAGAAGGCCUCUGGGAAAUGUAGUCCGGGGCAGGAAAACUGCGGACCUUUUCAGAUUCUUCUCAGCACCAAGCGGCACUCCCAGGCUCCGAGGGCCGGACUCACUGGAGGCAGCUGCCGCAAAACUCUCAGCUGAGGCCACUCGGCAGAUCUGAGAGCCCCUCAACACAGCGGUUGGUUAUUCCCGCUACUCGUCAACUGGAGGGCCAGUCCCGCCCCGGCGAGCCGCGAGGGGCUCUGGGAAGAGUUAUCCUGCGUCUAACGGACCGAGGCUUGUGCUGCCUUCGGCUACAGCCGGCACUGACCUUAAUGGAUUACCUAACUCGGGCUGCACCGGCUGUGCCACUUGGGCGGCGCUGAGGUGCGGAAUUGGGGCCUGUGUCUGCGGGCUCGGUGGUUCUUCAGGUACUGAGGAUUCAUUCAUUCAUCCACUCACCAUUUAUUGAAUGCUGCGUGUGACAGGAAUAAUUAUAGAUGCUUGGGAUAUAACAUUGAACAAAGGAGACAAACUCUCUGCUAUCAUGGUACUUACAUUGUCGUGGACCAGAUAAUAAAUGAGCUCUGCCUUCUCAGGCCCAGUCCACUCCCAGAAAGAAAAGGAAAUGACUGAGUUGCAGGAAACAGUGACAUUCAAAGAUGUGGCUAUUGACUUCACUGAGGAAGAGUGGCAGCAGUUGGAUCCUGCUCAAAGGAACCUGUACCGGAAUGUGAUGCUAGAAAACUAUAACAACUUAAUCACUGUGGGAUGUCCAUUCACCAAACCUGAUGUGAUUUUCAAGUUGGAGCAAGAAGAACCAUGGGUGGUGGAGGAAGAAGUGUCAAAGAGACAUUGUCCAGGAGAAAUAUGGGGGAUGGAUGAGCAUCAGAAAAUCCAGGACAGACUUUUGACACAACUUGAAGAUAAAUUCACAAAAAAACUGACUGAAGAAAAAGUGAAUGAAUGUCAUAAGAAAUUUGCAAAUGCAUUUUCUCCAAACUCAGACUUUUUUCCUUCCAGUCACAAUCUCUAUAAAUACGACUUAUUUGGAAAGUGUUUAGAACAUAAUAAUUUCAACUAUUAUAAUAAUGAGAGAAUCCUUAUAAGAAAAGAACUUUGUGAAUAUAAUGAACCUAUGAAAUCACUUGGCAAUAGCUUAUACCAUCUUGUAGUAACCCCCUUUAAGUGUAAUCAUUGUGGAAAAGGUUUUGAUCAAACUUUGGACCUCAUCAGACACCUGAGAAUUCAUACUGGAGAGAAACCCUAUGAAUGUAAAAAAUGUAGAAAAGCCUUCAGCCAAAAGGAAAAACUCAUUAAACAUCAUAAAAUCCACAGUAGGGAGCAGUCUUAUGAAUGUAAUGAAUGCGGGAAAGCUUUCAUUAAAAUGUCAAAUCUCAUUAGACAUCAGAGAAUCCAUACUGGAGAGAAACCCUAUGCAUGUAAGGAGUGUGGGAAAUCCUUCAGCCAGAAAUCAAAUCUCAUUGAUCAUGAAAAAAUUCAUACUGGAGAGAAACCUUAUGAAUGUAAUGAGUGUGGAAAAGCAUUCAGCCAGAAGCAAAGCCUCAUUGCACAUCAGAAAGUUCAUACUGGGGAGAAACCUUAUGCAUGUAAUGAAUGUGGUAAAGCCUUCCCUCGAAUAGCAUCUCUUGCUCUUCAUAUGAGAAGUCAUACAGGAGAGAAACCUUAUAAAUGUGAUAAAUGUGGAAAAGCCUUCUCUCAGUUUUCCAUGCUUAUUAUACAUGUGAGAAUUCAUACAGGUGAGAAACCUUAUGAAUGUAAUGAAUGUGGAAAAUCCUUCUCUCAAAGCUCAGCCCUUACUGUACAUAUGAGGAGUCAUACUGGUGAGAAACCUUAUGAAUGUAAGGAAUGUAGAAAAGCCUUCAGCCACAAAAAGAACUUCAUUACACACCAGAAGAUUCAUACUAGAGAGAAACCUUAUGAAUGUAAUGAAUGUGGGAAAGCUUUCAUUCAGAUGUCAAAUCUUGUUAGACACCAGAGAAUUCACACUGGAGAAAAACCAUAUAUAUGUAAGGAAUGUGGCAAAGCCUUUAGCCAGAAAUCAAAUCUCAUUGCUCAUGAAAAAAUUCAUUCUGGAGAGAAACCCUAUGAAUGUAAUGAAUGUGGUAAAGCCUUCAGCCAAAAGCAAAACUUUAUUACACAUCAGAAAGUUCACACUGGAGAGAAACCUUACGAUUGUAAUGAAUGUGGUAAAGCCUUCUCUCAAAUUGCUUCCCUUACUCUUCAUCUGAGAAGUCACACAGGGGAAAAGCCUUAUGAAUGUGAUAAGUGUGGGAAAGCUUUCUCUCAGUGCUCAUUGCUUAAUUUACAUAUGAGAAGUCAUACAGGUGAGAAACCCUAUGUAUGUAAUGAAUGUGGAAAAGCUUUCUCUCAAAGAACUUCCCUUAUUGUACAUAUGAGAGGUCAUACAGGUGAGAAACCUUAUGAAUGUAAUAAAUGUGGAAAAGCCUUCUCCCAAAGUUCCUCCCUUACUAUACAUAUACGAGGUCAUACAGGUGAGAAACCCUUCGACUGUAGUAAAUGUGGAAAAGCCUUUUCUCAAAUCUCAUCUCUUACACUUCAUAUGAGAAAACAUACAGGUGAGAAGCCUUAUCAUUGUAAUGAGUGUGGUAAGGCUUUCAGCCAAAAGUCACACCUUGUUAGACACCAGAGAAUUCAUACUCAUUAGGAAUAGAAACUCUAUGAAUCUUGUGAAUAUGGAAAAGCCUUCGGAAGGAGUUAGCACCUCCUUGCACAUUACACUAUUGGAUCCAGAGCAGAAAACUUGAAUGUGGGAAAGCCGUUUGAAGAAGUCACAUUUGUGACACAGUUCUUACCAAGGUGACAAAUUGUAUAAUGAGAAAGCUGAUCGUCAAAAAUCUUCAGCAGACAUCUUAUCUAAUGAUAAUAUUUAUCCAGCAUUCUCUUUAAAACCUGAAAUAAGAUAUUUUCAUCAGCAUGUCAGCAUGAUACUUGAGCUCCUAGCCAAUCUCUUAACCAAGAAAAAGAAGAUUGGAGAAAAAAAAACUCUUAAAAUAACCUCUCAUACUAGAAUAGUUAAUUAGAAAAUAUCUUGAUAUAAAAUAUCUGAGAAUAAACAAUAAUGAAUUACAAGACACAAAUAUAUAAAGUUAUAAAACAUUUUGAAGGUCACAAAAGGUCACACUUGAAAUUUUGAGAAAAAUAACAUUUUCUGAAAAGACUUGACAUGGUAAAAAAAUACAUAAAUUUUCUCACAAAUCACUAAGUUUAAAGUACUUCCACUCAAAGUUUUUACCAGUUAGUUAUAUUUUAAGAAUUUCAUGAACUGAUUCAAUAUUUUAUAUGGGAAUAUAAAGGGCCACAAAUAGCUGAAACAAACGUGAAAAAAGAGAAGAUAGACUACUAGAUAUCAUUGCAUAUUUAUUCAAAGCUUGUAGCAUUUAAACAGUGUGUUCUUUAUGAGUAAAUAAAUCAGUGGAAACAAAUUGAAGACUGGAGGAAAGACAUGGGAAUUUUGUGUAUUAUAGUGCUAUUGAAAUCAUUGGAAAAAGGAUGGCCUAGUCAAUAAAUGGAAGAUUCAUAUGAACAAAAAAUGUUAGUUCUUUAUACCAUAUACAAAACUAAAACCCAGAUUGAAGACUAGAAUAUAAAAAGCAAAAUUCUAUGUAAUGAAAAAAUAGACUAUAGUUACUACUUUAGAGUAACAGGAUUUCUUUAAAAACACAUAAAUAUGGAACAUUCAAUUCUACUUUGGUGUAUUGGCUUCAGAGGCACCCACAUAUAUGCACAGAGAUGCAUGUGUUCAUGCAUCUCUUUAUGCUCACUGCAUUAUGGUUUGUAUUACUCUAAAUUGAAAAGACCAUACAUUUCCAUUAGUAGAGGAAUAGAUUGAUACAAUGUGAUUAUUUGUAUGAUAGAACACAAUAUUUAAAGAUACAAAUUUGAUAUAUCAUUACAUGGAUAGAUCACAUAAUAUUGACAGAAAAAAGCAAAAUGUACAAUGAAACAUGGUAUAACAUUUCUAUAAAUUUAAUAAAACAAUGCAAAGAACAGUACUGUGUAUUGAUCAUGGAUACAUAUAUGACAUUGGUUGCCUUUUAGGAAGUGAA